UUUGUUCGUGUCCUUCCAGCAGCUUCCAGAGACGGGAAUGUGAAACCCCCACACAGAUAAGUGAAGGAGUGACAGCUGAAAACAGAUGGAGGGUCUAUUUUUGUCAUUUGUCCAGCUCUGACUCGGGGAGACCAGACGAGUCCGGACACGUGGACGACAUGUCUCUGCUGUGCUACAACAAAGGCUGUGGGCAAAAGUUCCACCCUGAAGACAACAAUAAUGAUUCCUGUGUGUACCAUCCAGGAGUUCCUAUAUUCCAUGAUGCUCUGAAGGGUUGGUCAUGCUGCAAGAAGAGGACCAUGGACUUCUCUGAGUUUUUGUCCAUUCAGGGCUGCACCUGUGGGCGCCAUAGCAACCAGAAGCCCAAUGAGCCUCUGAAGCCAGACGUGACGUCACACAAAGGCAUCUCACAGCAAGAUGGACCUGAGAUCAUCUAUCAAGGACCCAAAUCUGCUGAGAAACUACUCAAAGACAGACCCAGUGCAGAUGAAGCAAAAGCCAAACUGCCUCAUCACAUUUCAGCAACACUGGCUCAGGCUUUGGCAACCCUGAAGAUCAGCACCAUGGCUGAACAACAGAAGAAAGAAAGUCUCAACGUCAUGGCUGGAACGCGCUGCAAGAACAGCGGAUGCAAAACAUCCUAUCAGGGACCAGAGACCGAGCGGGACGUCUGCACCCACCACCCUGGAGCUCCAGUGUUCCAUGAAGGGUAUAAAUACUGGAGUUGUUGCUGCAUAAAGACCACAGACUUCAACGCUUUCCUGGAGCAGAGCGGCUGCACCACCGGAAAACACUGCUGGAUCCCCAAACAGGACAAGAAGAGCGUGGCCUGCCGCUACGACUGGCACCAGACUGUGAAUAACGUGGUCGUGACCAUUUAUGCCAAAAACGCUAAUCCUGCUUUUUGCUGCAUUGAGGCCAACCGGACUGUGCUCUCCUGCCACCUACAGUUUGAAGAUGAUAAAGUUUUUAAGAAAGAAUUUCACCUUUGGGGCGUGGUCGACUUCACAAACAGUUUCAUCAACAUGCUCCCAUCCAAAGUGGAGAUCUCCCUCCGGAAGGCCGAGCAGGUGGCCUGGGGCAAACUGGAGGACCCUACAUUCAGACCCAAUCCAGAACCCUCAGACAAAGCUGUAGUCACAGGGAACACCGAGUCCUACCAGCCCGACUGGGACAUAGACGACGAUGACAUCAGCGACUCUGACGAGGAAUGGGCCGCUGACACAGGGCAAAAUUGCACCCCAGGAGAGAAGGGACAACAGCAGAGUAAGACAAAGGAGGAGGAAGAAGAGACGCAAAAGUUAAGAAGGAAGGAAGUGCAAGAGGAAAUGAAGCGGGCGAUGGAGGAGACGAAGCGGGCGAUGGAGGAGAGGAUGAGGGCAGAGGAGGAAGGAGACGAGGACAUGCCCGUCCUGGAGUAACUGCAAAAAA
Molecule: messenger RNA, 1431 nt
Organism: Thalassophryne amazonica
Lineage: Eukaryota; Metazoa; Chordata; Actinopteri; Batrachoidiformes; Batrachoididae
Exons: 11
Coding region: 159-1421 (420 amino acids)
Source: RefSeq, a predicted model, not a curated record